This is a messenger RNA of Aureobasidium namibiae CBS 147.97, 789 nucleotides long. RefSeq lists its product as uncharacterized. The transcript is spliced from 2 exons. Bases 1 to 789 code for a protein of 262 amino acids. The record is from RefSeq and is a predicted model, not a curated record. NCBI's taxonomy places the organism in Eukaryota, Fungi, Ascomycota, Dothideomycetes, Dothideales, Saccotheciaceae.
AUGUUUUUUGUUUGCAUUCUCGGCAUUAAACAACAACCGGUGAUUGGAGAGAUAUUGGAUGAUUUGAGAAGAAGUCCCCGGAACCGACUGUGUCACUCCCACCUACAAACCUUCCACAUACCAGACGUGAAAGAGGGUGAGUGGACCACAGGGUUCUGGAAGACUCCAAAAGACCUUUCCUCCUACACAUCGGCAGGACGUCCUUCUCCGUUCUUGCCAGCCGCCAGGGUUGGAGAGAAAGACAUUUGGUGCACAGAGUCCAGCCCAUAUCGCGAGUCCGAACUAGCGGCGCUCAAGACAUGGCAAGACGUACCGAAUGAUCAACCGACUUACUCAGACCGAACUAGCAGUUCUGAGUUGGGGGAUGGACCCAUACAGCACUUGUGUAUGCCAUGUGCAGCCAGCAACCUGGGAGAUGGGCAUGAGGCAGUUCCUCGAGCCUUGCUGACCCUGACGAUCCCUGGUCUCCGAUUCUGGCUAGCAGACUUCAAAACACCAAGAAUACUUGAGGGCAUCAACAAACGAAACCGAGAAGGAAAGGUCGAACGCGUCCAGCGCGGUCCUGUGAGAUGUGUAAAGAAAACCAAAGAGUCCUGCCCUUUUGAAGCCGCGAGGCUUGUGAUGUCUCCUUUUUCGCUUUCCCAUGCAAUCGUAACCUGCGUUUGCAUAACAUUCAUGACACGAAAAGAAACCAAGGAAGAAAGCACUGCUGUCCAGCAACAGGGAAAAUGUCAAAAACACAAGUACGAAAACAAAAACCAGCAACGCUUGCUCAACAAGGCCCAAUAA